Suillus subaureus is the source of this 1116-nucleotide messenger RNA. Its product is annotated as HotDog domain-containing protein. The record is from RefSeq and is a predicted model, not a curated record. The transcript has 4 exons. Bases 70 to 933 code for a protein of 287 amino acids. Lineage: Eukaryota; Fungi; Basidiomycota; Agaricomycetes; Boletales; Suillaceae.
ACUCCGCUUCGGCACCGCCCGGCAUCGACUGACUCAAGCAGUCGUCAGUAACGGGACCGCAUAUAAAAUAUGUCUUCUAAUAUUUUGAGACGCAUCCUCACAAAUGCACGAGGUUUUUCGACCGGACCCCCGUCCGCUGCCCGUUCACCAUACCGUCACCUCCGAACACUGGUCCUCGGCGGUUCCGUCGCCGUCACUGGCUACGCCCUUGGCGCCGUCUACCCGCAUCCUUACAUUACCUUCAUCUCCCCUCGGCCAGCCCCAGCACCCCCCGAUCCCGAUUCCCCAGAAUCAAUCGUAUACACCGCAACUCUCGAACAGACCCUACAGACCCUCCCACUCCUCACGUCCCACCGCGCUCAGCUCGACGCCCACGAGUGGUACGAGACCCGCCCUUAUGUUAAGUACCCAGAGCAGCUCCGCGUAAACAGCCUCACUGCAGGCGCACUUCGUGGCCCCGGAAAACUAGCGCUUCCACCCCUUGUACGGGCUAGGAAGGACGAAAGUGAGGCCAUCGUCAUCGUGCAUGUAGGUCGGGGCGUGUGUGGCCAUGAUGGGAUUAUUCACGGUGGGCUGCUGGCUACUAUUUUGGAUGAGAGUCUUGCGCGAACCGCAAUUACCAAUUUACCAGAAAAGAUUGGCGUGACUGCCAACUUGUCCAUAAAUUAUCGCGCCCCGACCUUUGCAGAUCAGUUCAUUGUCGUCCGAAUCAGUUUAGUUGACAAGGCAGGUCGCAAAUCCAAGGUUACCGGGAAAGUAGAGGACCUCAAAGGCAACGUACUCGUCGAAGCGCACGCAACUUUCGUUCAACCUAAAUAUGCCCACCUGCUCAAGAGCAAAGCCGUCCAACAAAUGAUGGGUGACCCAGAACCCACUAAAUCGACUCCCGUGCUCCUCAGCGAGGGCAUGCCGCCUCCCCUGUCCAAGGCCUAGAGUAAUUCAUACCAUUUAUUAACUUAUAUAGCAUACCGCUAGAGAUACCUGUAUCAUAGACCACCUCGCUGCAACCCUAGAUGCAACUUACCAUGGCCAUCGCUCGGGAUGCGACAAACCUCCAUUCCUCAAAGCACAAUCUCCACAGCGCACAUGUUACAGCAGUGUCACACCUUCCAAAUU